AUGGAGAUUUCAAGAGGAUUUGGAGUUCUUGUGAUACUUGCAAUAUUGGUGUUGAUCCCAUGUUUGGUUCAUGGGAUCGAGGAAAGUGAUAAUUCUGCUCAGCUCAAUACUACUUUCAAUUCAAAGCUUUCACGUGAAAGCAACAGUAAUGUCGUUGAAGAUAUAAGACAAAGAAACACUAACUCAGCUAAAGGAGUUUUAACAGACAGCGGUAGUAAUAUGCACAAAGGUGGUACAAGUGGAGGGGGAGGAGGAGGUGGUGAUGGUAGUGGUGGAGGUGGAGGUGGAGGAGGUGGUAGUGGUAAUGGAGGAGGACGAGGAGGUGGUGGUGGAAAUGGAAAAAGUAAAGGGCACAAAAGAAAGAAGGGAAGAGGACAUGGUGGAGGAAGAGGGGGUGGUAAAGGAAGUGGCAGUGGUGGAGGAGGAGGUGGAGCUUUCACAAUCCGGUGA
This is a messenger RNA of Pistacia vera, 450 nucleotides long. RefSeq names its product putative glycine-rich cell wall structural protein 1. The transcript is spliced from 2 exons. Lineage: Eukaryota; Viridiplantae; Streptophyta; Magnoliopsida; Sapindales; Anacardiaceae. Bases 1 to 450 code for a protein of 149 amino acids. The record is from RefSeq and is a predicted model, not a curated record.